GUCAGUUCGUCUACUACUGCUCCCAGUUGCGUCUGCAGUGCGUUCCUGCCGCCUACUGCGCCUCAGCUGUACAGGCGUAUGGUUGCGCGUACGGAUCAGUCUGUUGCAGGGCCACGGCGACACAGCAGCAGAGCGGCUGCAGUUCUCGAUACGGAGGGCGAUGUUUGAGCUUAAAUAUUGGCUGUGCUGGCACAGCGUAUAACGGGUAUGGUCUUUGUCCGUAUGGAACCCAGCAAAAGUGCUGCAUAAUCACCGGAACUGGGACUGGCACAGGCACCGGAACUGGGACGGGGACAGGCACUGGAACAGGAACUACCAGCACAGGAAGUGGAACACCGGUCAAUGACAAAAUUUGUGGUAUUCCCGGCAAGACCAGCCGUAUCAUCAAUGGUCAAAACGCAAGGGCAGGCUCCUGGCCCUGGCAAGUGUCCCUGAGAACGUUCUGCCAGCCGGGGAACAACCAGAGACGCCAUUGCUGUGCAGGAACAUUAAUCAGCAGCCGAUGGGUGGUCACGGCUGCUCACUGCUUUAAGGAUUUCAAGUACCCCAGUCAGUAUAACGUGGUAGCAGGCGACACGGACCAGUACGUGAACGAGGGCACGGAGCAGGUGCUGCAGGUUGAACGGAUCAUUACGCACCCACAAUACAACGCAAUGACAUUCUACAAUGACAUCGCUCUGAUGAAGCUGAAAACGGACGUUGACUUCACCUCCCAGUACGUGCGGCCAGCGUGUUUGCCCUCCCAAGGAACAAACUAUGAGGGGAAAAUGUGCUGGAUUGUGGGAUGGGGAGACACCAAAGGAACUGCCGCCCAGAAUAAACUCCAGCAACUCCAGGGGCAAAUCUGGACGGCCACCCAGUGCCGCCAAGUGCCUGACUGGUCAUUUAAACUGAACCCCAACAUCCAACAGUGCUUUGGGGAUGGCGUCCGUACAGCUUGCCAGGGUGACAGCGGCGGCCCCAUCCUGUGUCAAGAGAACGGCAAGUACAGCGUGGUCGGUGUGACGUCACACGGCACCCAGAACUGUUACGUCCCCGGGGUCCCCAGUAUCUUCAGUAAAGUCAGCAGCUUCACUAGUUGGAUACAGAGUACGAUUGCCAAGUACCCAUAGGCUGACGUCACAUUUCAAUUAUUGG
This is a messenger RNA of Lingula anatina, 1137 nucleotides long. Its product is annotated as chymotrypsinogen B. The record is from RefSeq and is a predicted model, not a curated record. Lineage: Eukaryota; Metazoa; Brachiopoda; Lingulata; Lingulida; Lingulidae. Gene Ontology annotation, molecular function: serine-type endopeptidase activity. Gene Ontology annotation, biological process: proteolysis.